AUAUUUUUGUAAACAAAAUUAAAUUUUCUGCUCUGAUUUUCACCCUUCAUGCGCCCAUCAGCCUGCCAUCUUCAGUCCUCUUUUUCGGGGUCUCAUUCUUAUAAAUAUACCCCCUCUUUCUCUCUUCCUCUAUAAAAACGAACAACCCAAAAGGCCUUUUCAAGUAUUUGGUCUCUCUCCCUCUCUGAGUCUGAGUGUAAGCAUAAGAGGAAGCUAAAGAAUAACAUUUCUAUGAUGUCUACUAUUGUAAAUUCAACAAAUAUAUUUUGGCAAGAAUGUCCAAUUGGGAAGAUUGAAAGGCAGAAGCUACUUAAUCAAAAGGGCUGUGUUGUAUGGAUUACUGGUCUCAGUGGAUCAGGGAAAAGCACUCUGGCAUGUUCAGUUAACAGAGAACUGUAUUCUAGGGGGAAGUUGUCUUACAUCCUUGAUGGGGACAACCUUCGACAUGGACUAAACAAAGAUCUUAGUUUUAAAGCAGAAGAUCGGACGGAGAAUAUACGCAGGGUUGGAGAAGUAGCGAAGCUCUUUGCAGAUGCCGGUUUAAUCUGCAUUGCCAGUCUGAUAUCUCCUUAUAGAAAAGACCGGGAUGCUUGCCGUGCAAUGUUGUCAGAUCCAAACUUUAUUGAGGUUUAUAUGAACAUGCCUCUGGAACUGUGUGAAGCAAGAGAUGUUAAAGGCCUUUACAAACUUGCACGGGCUGGCAAGAUCAAAGGUUUUACUGGGAUAGAUGAUCCUUAUGAACCUCCAUUGAAUUGUGAGAUAGAGAUAAAAGAGGAGGAUGGAGUUUGCCCGACUCCAGGUGCCAUGGCAGGACAAGUAGUGACCUAUUUAGAGAGGAAAGGAUUUCUGCAAGAUCAGUGAUCAAGUCCCUGCAUUUUUUUUUAUAUCUUCAUGAAGAUGUUAUAUAACGGCAACAUCAAAAGUGUCUUUGCUUUACCCCCUGCAAACAAGAGGAGGUUAGUAUGUUCCAAGUGCAAACCAUGUCUAAUAGUGUCCAAUAUAGGGAUUUUUUUUUUCAAAUAAUUUAGGACUUACAAGCAAUAGGAUAUAGGGUUUGUGGAAUGUACGGGCUGAAUCUCUGAGACCCUUUUUUUUAGUCGUUUUGCCCUUUUUAUAUUUAAUUCCUUAUCAUCAGAAAUAAUAUCCAGGAAAUGCUUCAGUCUCAGAGUCUAUGAAUGUAUCAGUUCAUUUAUAAACCAAUUCAAGGUUCAAUACCGGUGUAAUAUUCAGUUCAAUGUCUGCCCAAACACUAUUAUGCAAUUAUGCAGAGGUUUUAGUUUCAUGAUCA
Molecule: messenger RNA, 1288 nt
Organism: Mangifera indica (mango)
Lineage: Eukaryota; Viridiplantae; Streptophyta; Magnoliopsida; Sapindales; Anacardiaceae
Product: adenylyl-sulfate kinase 3-like
Exons: 7
Coding region: 232-861 (209 amino acids)
Biological process (GO): sulfate assimilation
Molecular function (GO): ATP binding; adenylylsulfate kinase activity
Source: RefSeq, a predicted model, not a curated record